Arabidopsis arenosa is the source of this 1594-nucleotide messenger RNA. NCBI's taxonomy places the organism in Eukaryota, Viridiplantae, Streptophyta, Magnoliopsida, Brassicales, Brassicaceae. The record is from the annotation of a GenBank genome assembly.
CAAAAAAAAAACUUAAGAGUUUUGAGCAGUGAAAUUAAUGGCAAUAAAAGAGCGAUCGUUGGAGGAGACACCAACAUGGGCUGUUGCUGUUGUUUGCUUCGUUCUCCUUUUCAUUUCCAUCAUGAUCGAAUACUUCUUGCACUUUAUUGGUCACUGGUUUAAAAAGAAGCACAAGAAAGCUUUAUCUGAAGCUCUUGAAAAGGGGAAAGUGGCAUUAGUAUCUGCUUAUGGUAUCCACCAGCUGCAUAUAUUCAUCUUUGUGCUCGCUGUUUUUCAUGUUCUCUACUGCAUUAUAACCUAUGCUUUAGGAAAGACCAAGAUGAAGAAAUGGAAGUCAUGGGAGAGAGAGACCAAAACAAUUGAGUACCAAUAUGCCAAUGAUCCAGAGAGGUUCAGAUUUGCAAGAGAUACAUCAUUCGGACGUAGACAUUUGAAUAUAUGGAGCAAGUCUACAUUUACCCUUUGGAUUACAUGUUUCUUCAGACAGUUCUUUGGAUCAGUGACAAAAGUAGAUUAUCUUACACUAAGACAUGGUUUUAUUAUGGCACAUUUGCCAGCAGGAAGUGCAGCUCGUUUCGAUUUUCAAAAAUACAUUGAAAGAUCUUUGGAACAAGAUUUCACGGUGGUUGUCGGUAUAAGCCCACUGAUAUGGUGCAUUGCUGUCUUAUUCAUACUGACCAAUACACAUGGAUGGGACUCAUAUCUUUGGCUGCCCUUCAUUCCCUUGAUUGUGAUAUUGAUAGUAGGAGCAAAACUUCAAAUGAUAAUAUCGAAAUUAGGAUUAAGGAUUCAAGAAAAAGGAGAUGUGGUUAAAGGAGCUCCUGUUGUUGAACCGGGUGAUGAUCUCUUUUGGUUUGGUCGUCCUCGUUUCAUUCUCUUCCUCAUUCACUUGGUUCUUUUCACGAAUGCAUUUCAAUUGGCUUUCUUCGUUUGGAGCACUUACGAAUUCACACUCAAAAACUGCUUCCACCACAAAACCGAAGAUAUUGCAAUUAGGAUCACCAUGGGGGUAUUAAUACAAGUUCUAUGCAGCUACAUCACUCUACCUCUCUAUGCCCUUGUUACUCAGAUGGGAACAUCAAUGAGACCGACCAUAUUCAACGAUAGGGUAGCCAAUGCAUUGAAGAAAUGGCACCACACAGCCAAGAAACAGACGAAACAUGGACACUCAGGAUCUAACACACCUCACUCGAGCCGCCCUACUACGCCAACACAUGGCAUGUCACCGGUGCAUCUCCUCCACAACUACAAUAACCGCAGCCUCGACCAACAAACCAGCUUCACUGCCUCUCCUUCUCCUCCUAGAUUCUCUGAUUAUAGCGGCCAAGGCCAUGGCCAUCAGCAUUUCUUCGAUCCGGAAUCUCAGAAUCACUCUUACCAGCGUGAGAUCACAGAUUCUGAAUUCAGCAAUAGUCAUCAUCCUCAAGUUGACAUGGUAAGUCCUGUUAGAGAAGAGAAUGAGAUUAUUGAGCAUGUCAAGGUUGAUUUGUCUGAGUUUACGUUCAAGAAGUGAUAGGACUUUUAUACUUUUUACAUGCUGUUUGUUCAUUCUUUGUAAAUGAUAUGAACUUAGGAAUGAACACUUUUCUUGUUU